AUGAAUGAGGGGACGGAAGCUCCCAAUGCCAGGCGAAGGCUACCGUUCUUCCGCAGUGCCCGGGCCCAGCCCGCUCAGCCUAUCGCCCGACGCCGCCAAUCGACCGUUCACUGGCAUCGUGGCAUUCGCUCCUUGUUCUACUUAAUCGCCUUUAUCUUCUGUGUUUUGGUGGAGAUCGGAAAUGUCUCCAACAAGCCCGUUCUACGCGACACCUACUUUCUCUACAUGGAUCUGUCCAACAUCAUUCCCGUCUCGGUCCCCAAUGCGGUCUUGAUCAACUCUAUCGCUCGAUCCAUUGGCCUACACGAUUUCUACCAGGUUGGCCUGUGGAACUUUUGCGAGGGAUACGACGAUGAGGGAAUUACACACUGCUCUAAGCCAGAGACUUUGUAUUCCUUUAACCCGGUCAAGAUUAUCAUCAAUGAGCUAUUGUCGGGCGCCAGUAUUGCGCUGCCCUCCGACAUAACUAGUCCACUCAAGCUCGCCCGACUUGCAUCGCGAUGGAUGUUUGGCAUUUUCCUCGCCGCUACAGUCUUGAAUUUUGUCAUGAUUUUCCUUAGCCCUCUCGCUGUCUCCUCUCGGCCGCCACAAGCGAUCAAGUAUCUGGUCGGCAAAGACCAAUCCAUUAGCAAUGGAGACCCGGGCCGUUUGCCCCACCGCCGUCGCACUUUUAUUUUCCUGCGCUCUUUGCCAUUCCUCUUCAUCACGUUUUUCACGGCGCUGCUGACCAUCGUGGGAUCCGUCGUUGCGACCGUCAUGUUCAUCAUUUUCGCCAAUGUCUUCGAAAAUGCGGAUCCUAGUUUAAACAUCAAGGCCCACAUCGGCAAGCAAAUGUUUGCGUUCAUGUGGGUGGCUUCGGCAUUUAGUCUGUUUGGAUUCAUCAUUCAAUUCGGUGACUGCUGUGCGGCUUGUUGUGGCGGCCGGAAAGCCCGCAAGAAGCUCAAGCAGGAUGGAAUUGUGCUGCGGGAGAAGUCUCCGCACAGCGGUGGGGAUCAUGUGGAUGGGCAUGUUCAGCCACAUGCUGAACCACAUGCAGUUACUACGGAUUAA
This is a messenger RNA of Penicillium longicatenatum, 1050 nucleotides long. RefSeq names its product SUR7/PalI family protein. Gene Ontology annotation, biological process: fungal-type cell wall organization. Gene Ontology annotation, cellular component: cell cortex of cell tip; plasma membrane. Lineage: Eukaryota; Fungi; Ascomycota; Eurotiomycetes; Eurotiales; Aspergillaceae. The coding region runs from base 1 to 1050 and encodes 349 amino acids. The record is from RefSeq and is a predicted model, not a curated record. The transcript is spliced from 2 exons.